This is a messenger RNA of Puccinia triticina, 1125 nucleotides long. RefSeq lists its product as uncharacterized. The transcript is spliced from 6 exons. The coding region runs from base 1 to 1125 and encodes 374 amino acids. The record is from RefSeq and is a predicted model, not a curated record. Lineage: Eukaryota; Fungi; Basidiomycota; Pucciniomycetes; Pucciniales; Pucciniaceae.
AUGCAGAUCAUGGCUGUCGAUUUGGGUGACAGGAUGGAGCUUGCUUCACAUCAAGGCCCGCGCCCCGGCUCUGCCAAAAAGAUUGGUCGCUUCCCCUCGCCUUGGGCUUACAACACUUCGUGGAUGUCUGGCUGGAUUUUGGCAAUCGUUCUGGUUGCUUACACUUGUCAUAAAUUCAAAAUGAUGUCAGGUCCAAUACACGCUCAGCUGCACGAUAUCCAUGAGAUGAUGGUGCAAAGGACCAAGCUUCACUUUGACUCGCCAGAAUUUCGAACGCUGUCUGCGGGAAUCCAAGAUGGGUUUCAGCACUUCUAUACCCAAAUGGCGAAACGUAAAACUGUCAUAUUAGGAUGGGUUACGGGUUGGAUGGCUCUUGGAAUCCUGCUAGUAUUGUUUUACAUCUUCAUCAUGCAAUUGCUAGUCCGAAAGAUCGGAAAGGUCUUGAGGUUAUGUGAAGCCGAACAUCUUACCUUCUUAAACCAGACGUGCGAUCAAGACUUUCAAGCUGAAAAACUGGAGAUUGUUGAAAAAUCACUAGUCCCCCUUCAAGCGCUGCGACAGGAACUGCGCCUUUUGAUGUUCUUUAGUUUUUCCGUAAUGAUGGUGUUGUUGGCAGAGGUCUCCAUUUGCGCUUAUCGGUUCUGGUCAAUCAAGAGGGGACAUUUCUCCGCAUUUAUGAUAGAAUUCACAUUGGUUUCUGCGAUGAUACCCAGCGUGUUCAUGUCCCCCGUUCUUCUGGUUCAGUGUUGGACAGGCUUGAUAUCGUAUGCUCCAGCCCACGAUGCGCAUGAGACUCAAGAUAAUCAGCAGACGGACCGUACCCAUGGAAUAGAGAUGGGGCGCAGCAAAAAGGGAGGAUGGAGUAAUCUUAUUGACCAACACACCGCAGAAGCCUCGUCACAAGUCUCGACAAAAUUCCAAUUACCAGCAUUUUAUCAAAAGUUAUUCUGGUGGUAUGCCAAUCCUGAUACAGAUGAUAUAGAUUGCUUACACAUUCAAUCCAAUUACCCUCCAUCAACGGUGCAAAUGUCUACGGCUUCCCUGGUUUCAAUAGAUCCCGAAAGCAAUCGACUACAAUUACAAUCCAUACAGCUUUCCGAACUUCCUGAUUCUCAUCACCACUAG